AUGAAACAGCAGGAUGUUCUUGAUAUACUGAGUGGAGUGGGAGAGAAUAUUAAAUUGUUAAUACGACGUUUGUCACCACGAAUUACUGAAAAGAUCGAAUUGGAACAUACUGGAAAACUAGGCAUUGGGAUUGUAGGCGGACUUGGAAGUGAAUAUAUUGCAAAAGAUCAUGGUAUAUUUAUUAAACGUAUCGAUAAACAUCAAACUAAUAAUCAAUUAGAUAUAGGUGAUCGAUUAUUAGCAAUUUCAUCAACGCAUAACAUGUACGACUUACGAUUUGUUACCCAAGAUAUUGCAAGAAAACGUAUAGAGUUAGCG
Rotaria sordida is the source of this 318-nucleotide messenger RNA. NCBI's taxonomy places the organism in Eukaryota, Metazoa, Rotifera, Eurotatoria, Philodinida, Philodinidae. The record is from the annotation of a GenBank genome assembly.